AUGGCCGACUCAGCUUCUGCCGGUGCUUCUCGUGGACGUGGAUUUGGACGUGGUCGUGGUCGUGGUGGACCCCGUGGCGGUCGUGGCCGUCGUGGAGAGGAGAAGAACGAGUGGGUUCCUGUUACCAAGCUCGGUCGUCUCGUCAAGGCUAACAAGAUCAAGUCUAUUGAAGAAAUCUAUCUCUUCUCUCUCCCCAUCAAGGAGUAUCAAAUCGUUGAUUACUUCCUUCCCAAGCUCACUGAUCAAGUCAUGAAGAUCAUGCCUGUUCAAAAGCAAACCACUGCCGGUCAACGUACUCGUUUCAAGGCUUUCGUUGUCAUUGGUGAUGAAAAUGGUCAUGUUGGUUUGGGUGUCAAGUGUGCCAAGGAAGUUGCUACUGCUAUCCGUGGUGGUAUCAUCCUUGCCAAGCUUGCCAUUAUCCCCGUCCGUCGUGGUUAUUGGGGUUCCAACCUUGGUGAGCCUCACACUGUCCCUUGUAAGGUCACUGGUCGUUGUGGUUCCGUUAUGGCUCGUUUGGUUCCCGCUCCCCGUGGUACUGGUAUCGUUGCCUCUCCCACUGCUAAGCGUGUUCUCCAAUUGGCUGGUGUCACUGACUGUUAUACCACUUCUCGUGGUUCUACCCGUACUCUCGGUAACUUUGUCAAGGCUACCUUCGCUGCCAUUGGUAACACUUACGGUUUCUUGACUCCUGACCUCUGGGAAGAGUCCGAAUUCGUUAAGGGUCCUUAUCAAGAGUUCUCUGACUUCCUUGCCCAAAAGCAAAGAAAGUAA
Messenger RNA from Mucor velutinosus, 771 nucleotides. RefSeq names its product glycogen synthase isoform 1. The coding region runs from base 1 to 771 and encodes 256 amino acids. Gene Ontology annotation, cellular component: cytosolic small ribosomal subunit; ribosome. Gene Ontology annotation, biological process: translation. The transcript is spliced from 3 exons. Gene Ontology annotation, molecular function: RNA binding; structural constituent of ribosome. The record is from RefSeq and is a predicted model, not a curated record. NCBI's taxonomy places the organism in Eukaryota, Fungi, Mucoromycota, Mucoromycetes, Mucorales, Mucoraceae.